AUGCACGAUCACCACCCGCCACGACCCGCUCGUCACACUGCAUCCCCUGAAGAGACACAUUCACGGAGCUCAACUAUGGCCCCUUCGUACUCGAGAUUAUCACCGUCUAGGCAACAUUCAGAAGAGUCCUGGAUCGAUAUCACCUCAAGACCAUCCUCAUCAUCUCUGUCCUCCGCUACUGACGAGAUCAUCACGACGGGUCUUACGGUCCAACAUGACUCAAACUUGCACAGAAGAAACAGGCGUUCGCGCGGUGGUCACUUUCAUAUAGGCACUGGUCACCGUGUGGCGAGCACCGGUGGAGGCAACAGUAGUCAGGAGGAAUAUGAUGAAAGCGAGAGCGAAUCGGACAGAGUCAUGACGUCCUCGAACGAGCAUAUAGGGCCUUCUCCUCUGAGGCAGGAAAUGCACCACAGCCCUCGUGUGCUACAUUCGGUUGCAUCCUCUGAUACCAUGUCAGAAAGGGAGGAAGAGGACGAUGAUGAAGACGAAAAUGCGACUGCGGUCAACUACCCCAGGUCCACCGGUCGGCAUUUCCAGCCCCGUCCCAAUGCAUUCUCGCACCCAAGCUCUGAGCACAUUGUGCGCUCACAGUCGGGCACGGUCUACACGCCCCGAAGGCCCACAAGACCAGGCUCUCAACGACAACACUCAUAUCCACAGCACUCCCCCUACAACGUCAUCUCACCCAGUCACCAAGCUGAUCACGACGAGGCACUGCGAGCUAGUCUUUCCACACUCCUCUCUGCUGCAGCUGCAGUUAGAGGCCUUCCCAAGCCUGGUCAUUCUCGUGCCGCACAGGGUGCAACAACCGGCCGCAUCGAUCCCUCAUCUCUCCGCAUGGUGCCUGAGUCAGUAGCGUUGGGCGAGAUCAUCGAAGAAACAAGCAACGGGUCGUCUUCUCGUGCCACGAGCAGCAGUCCUUCCGACAAAUCCAAACGCAAAGCCAGCCCAGCUGUUGCAGGGGCACGAAGUAGCAGCAGAGACCGCCAUGCCGCAAAGAAGGUACGCAAGCAGAGUGCUCUGAUCGAGGAGAUUAGCCCAACGCUGUUCACAUGGGUUGUCAGUGCCGGCGUGGUCGUCCUCGUGAGCGCUCUCAGCUUCUCUGCAGGAUACGUUGUUGGCAACGAAGCUGGCUACGCCGAAGCCAUGGGUCAGGUGGGUGCUGCUGGCACCGAAGCUGGAAGCUGUGGUAAAGAAGCCGUACGAGGCACUGGCCUGGGUUUGCGCAGACUCCGCUGGACUGGAGGCGCAGUUGUUCGCGUCUGA
This is a messenger RNA of Boeremia exigua, 1269 nucleotides long. RefSeq lists its product as uncharacterized. The record is from RefSeq and is a predicted model, not a curated record. Bases 1 to 1269 code for a protein of 422 amino acids. NCBI's taxonomy places the organism in Eukaryota, Fungi, Ascomycota, Dothideomycetes, Pleosporales, Didymellaceae. The transcript has 2 exons.